AGUAUCUUUCGCUUCCCGGGUAAAAUCUAGUUGAACGCCAAUCCUUCUCAUUUCCACCACUUGUUUUUCCUCUAGAGGUCGCUGCUUUUGCUGUGCACCCAACAUCAUCAAUGGCGGUAGCCUCUUCCUCGCUCCUUUUCCUCAACUCCCAUGUCUUAUCAUCUUCUCUUCCCUUUCCUCCUACUCGGCCAUUCCCAAAACCCCAAUCUUGGUUUCUUCUCCGCGCCAAAUUCAGACCCAUCUCUUUAUCAAUUACUAGAGCUGUAAAAUCUGAUGUUAGCAAGGAGGAUAUCGUUAUCGUGGGUGCUGGGAUUGCUGGCCUCGCCACUGCAGUGUCUCUCCAGAGACUCGGAAUUCGGUCAGUGGUGCUGGAGCAGGCAGAAUCACUUAGAACUGGUGGAACCUCUCUCACCCUUUUCAAAAAUGGGUGGAGGGUAUUGGAUGCUAUCGGAGUUGGUAGUAACCUUAGGAGCCAAUUUCUUGAAAUUGAAGGGAUGGUGGUGAAGUCGGAAGAUGGAAGGGAGCUUCGCUCCUUCAGGUUUAAAGAUGAAGAUCAAAGCCAAGAAGUUCGUGCAGUGGAGAGGAGAAUACUUCUGGAAACUCUUGCCAAUCAACUGCCAACAGAAGCUGUACGUUUCUCUUCAGGUUUGGAAAAGAUUGAGACGAGCGAAAAAGGGGAAACUCUUCUGAAACUUAAUAAUGGAAACCAGCUACUUGCGAAGAUUGUUAUCGGCUGUGAUGGCAUUCGAUCUCCAGUUGCAAAGUGGAUGGGAUUCUCCGAUCCUAAAUAUGUAGGGCACUGUGCAUUCCGCGGACUAGGAGUUUAUUCAGACGGGCAGCCAUUUGAACCAAGAGUAAAUUAUGUCUAUGGAAGAGGAUUGCGUGCUGGAUAUGUUCCUGUUUCUCCCACAAAAGUUUACUGGUUUAUCUGCUUCAACAGCCCAUCUCCAGGUCCAAAAAUUACCGAUCCAUCUGAAUUGAAGAAGCAAGCCAAGGAACUUGUCAGGAACUGGCCUUCUGAGCUGCUGAACUUGAUAGAUAUAUCCCCAGAUGAAACAGUCAGCAAAACUCCUCUGGUAGAUCGUUGGCUGUGGCCUACUGUAAGCCCUUCUGCUUCAGUAGGGAGGACUGUGCUGGUUGGAGAUGCAUGGCACCCAAUGACUCCCAAUCUAGGACAAGGCGCUUGUUGUGCAUUAGAGGAUUCUGUAGUUCUAGCAAGAAAGCUUGCAAAUGCAAUCAACUCUGGACCUGCUUCCAUAGAAGAUGCUUUCAGGUCAUAUGGAAGUGAACGAUGGCCCCGUAUCUUCCCAUUAACCAUACGGGCAAACCUCGUCGGAUCACUGUUGCAGUGGGAGGAUCCAAUUGUUUGUUCUGUUCGGAACAAUAUCAUUAUACCGAAGCUAGUUAGGCUUGGACCGAUUAUGGAGCAUACCAAUUUCGAUUGUGAACCCCUAAUAACACAAAUUUCUGAAACUUCAGGGGAACGAUGAGAUGUCAAGGAACGUAGAAAGUAUUUUACCAUCCUAUCUGUCAGUGAGUGCGAAAUAACUUUAUUAUUUCAGGAUUCUAAGAACAUUAAUAGAAAUAUAAAUUGUAUUAUAAGCGUCACAUAAUGAAGUUUCACUCUGCUCUCCCCUGUUA
Messenger RNA from Manihot esculenta (cassava), 1641 nucleotides. Its product is annotated as monooxygenase 2. The record is from RefSeq and is a predicted model, not a curated record. The transcript has 6 exons. Lineage: Eukaryota; Viridiplantae; Streptophyta; Magnoliopsida; Malpighiales; Euphorbiaceae. The coding region runs from base 111 to 1490 and encodes 459 amino acids. Gene Ontology annotation, molecular function: FAD binding.